CAGAGGAACUACUGAAAAAACACUAGAAGAAGCCAGGAAAGUUUCUUUCAGUACACCAGCGCUGCCACGGUGCCACCGCCGCCGGCUCACCCGCCACGCGCAACCGCCCGCCGCCGCCUCCGUCUCCAGCCGCCAUGGUCUCCCUCCGCUUCCCCGCCGCCACCUUCCCGCGCCUCCCCCCACCCCGGCCUCCCAGCCGCCCGGCCUUCGCCGCCGCACUCGCCGCGGCGGCCGCGGCAGCAGCGGCCGCCGCCGCAAGCCUCACCCUCACCGCCAAAUCCGCCGGCCGGCCGCCGCUCCCGCACCCCGCUCCUCUCUGGGCCUCCAUCUCCCUGGCCGACGGCGCCGCAUUCCCCGCCGAGACGUCCGGCGGGCGCCGCCUCCUCGGCGUCGGCCUCCGCAGGACCACCAUCCUCGGCCUCAAGUCCAUCGACGUCUACGCGUUUGGUGUGUAUGCGGAUGACCACGAUCUGAGACAGCUGAGGGAGAAGUACCAGAAGCUCCCUGUCUCUCAACUGAAGGAGAACGCCGAGCUGAUCAACGAUGCGUUGGAGCGUGACAUACGGAUGACGGUCAGGCUCCAGAUUGUGUAUGGGAGGUUGAGCAUUCGAUCCGUGCGAAGCGCGUUCGAGAAGAGCGUGGGAAGCAGGCUGCUGAAGUUUGGGGGAUCAGACACUCAUGAGUUGCUUCAGAGUUUCGUUUCACUUUUCAAGGAUGAAUACAAAUUACCAAAGGGGUCCGUGAUUGAGCUCUCAAGGGAGUCGAGCCAUGUGCUUAAAAUAAGUAUUGAAGGAGAAGAAUUGGGGAGCAUACAGAGCAAGCUUUUGUGCAAGUCUAUUUUAGAUCUUUACAUUGGAGACGAUCCAUUUGACAAAAAUGCAAAAGAAAGCGUCCAAGAAAACAUGGCUUCUAUUCUUAAGAACUGAAAGGGAGGCGGGUUAAAUGGCAGAUAUCAUGUUUUGAAGAGCUCGCCGUUUUAUUUCUGGUAGUUCUGACUUAUGAGAGCACUCUUAUGUCUGCUCAAGUAUAUUCUUCGCAGCCUUUCUUAUCUGCGUACUAAUUUUACUCUUCUAGCCUUGAACUCUCUCUUGAAACGGAAUGAACGGAGUAACCUUGAAUUUUUCGUCUUGCAAGGCAUUUCAACGAA
Molecule: messenger RNA, 1147 nt
Organism: Oryza sativa Japonica Group (Japanese rice)
Lineage: Eukaryota; Viridiplantae; Streptophyta; Magnoliopsida; Poales; Poaceae
Product: fatty-acid-binding protein 1
Biological process (GO): fatty acid metabolic process
Cellular component (GO): chloroplast stroma
Molecular function (GO): intramolecular lyase activity; fatty acid binding
Source: RefSeq, a predicted model, not a curated record